AUGACAACUUUCAUUGAUGACAGUUUCCCACAUUCUCAUGUAUCGAUCGGUGACAUUCGUUGUGUUGGCGGGAAAAUCCCAACAUCGUUUUUAUGGUUACGACCCGAGCAGGUGUACACUAAAGACGGUCGCACUUGGCCAUGGACUGUAUUUCGAGAUCCUCGUUCGUCGGAUAUUGAACAAGGAUGUCUGGGAGACUGUUGGCUGUUGUCCGCAAUGGCUUUAAUAGCUGAGCGACCAGAUAUUCUGGAUCACAUUUUGAUUACUAAAGAAUAUUCUCACUUUGAUCCGUUGUGUUUUCAAAGUUUUCUAUUUGUUGACGAUUUCUUUCCCUGUCGAAUUGAGACGAGAUCGAUUGCCUUUGCAGAUGGGAGGAAAAACCAGCUUUGGGUACCACUUAUCGAAAAAGCCUUAGCGAAACAACUAGGCAGUUAUUCUCGGUUACUUGCCGGUCGAACCGUUGAAGGAUUGGCUAUGUUAACGGGCGCCUCUGUGGAGGUGAUAUCACUCGAGGAUGACGACAAUUCAGAUAAAGAUUUGAAAUGGACCCGAAUCCUUAGCGCCAAAGAAGCUGGUUUCAUCAUGGGAUGUAGUUGUGGAGCCGGUAAGCGGGAGGUGAAUGCGAAAGAUUUUCAAAAAAAAGGAUUGUUAGCAAGACAUGCAUACUCAAUUUUGGAAGUGAAACAAGAAGGAGAACACAGAUUAUUAAAACUUCGUAAUCCUUGGGGAUCUUUUGUAUGGAACGGAAAGUGGAGCAAUAACUGGAAAGGUUGGCCCAAAGAGUUAAAGCGCAAAUUACUCUCUGGAGAGCCUUCUACUGGAACGUUCUGGAUAAGUUAUGAGGACUUUCUAUUGCAUUUUGAUUCCGGACUUGUUGUGCGACUUAGCUUAUCCCAUCAGUGGGUUUUGACUUUAAUACACUACCUCACAACUUUGGGCAACAGAAAAAUCGAUGGAUGCCUUGUGAUCCAUAGUUCAAAGCCUAUCUUCGCUGAUAUGCUUCCGUGUGCUGCUUCUGUGUAUACUGACUCGUUAGUGCAGUUAGUUCUGAAGGAAGGAACAGUCCAUAGUUCGCUUCCUGGCGUAUAUCCACGAUAUGUCACCAAUGAUUUCGCUGGUCUCCUUCUCAUGGUGGAUAAUGCUUUGGACGAUAUGUGGGUCCAUGUGAGGGCUGAAUGUUCGAAUUCUUUGAACGUGCUUUCUUCACGGGGAGCUCUUGAUGUUGCAGAUUCCAUUCCACCACUGAGCCGUCAGGUGCUUGUUUUCGAGAAUGUGCAGAUAAUGUUCCUGCGGUGGGGAUCGAACGUACUAUUACCUUUUCCGGGGGCUAACGCAUUCACUACAGCACCAUGUGGGUCCUUCUUUUCGCCUUUCUCUCAGCUAGUUUUCUAUCUACCUGUGCCAUCAACAAUCAGUCGUCAACGGCAUUGA
Messenger RNA from Angiostrongylus costaricensis, 1431 nucleotides. The record is from the annotation of a GenBank genome assembly. Lineage: Eukaryota; Metazoa; Nematoda; Chromadorea; Rhabditida; Metastrongylidae.